Messenger RNA from Penicillium daleae, 1818 nucleotides. It is a transcript of the gene atg22-1, whose product is annotated as putative autophagy protein Atg22. Lineage: Eukaryota; Fungi; Ascomycota; Eurotiomycetes; Eurotiales; Aspergillaceae. Bases 1 to 1818 code for a protein of 605 amino acids. Gene Ontology annotation, biological process: amino acid transmembrane export from vacuole. The record is from RefSeq and is a predicted model, not a curated record. The transcript is spliced from 2 exons. Gene Ontology annotation, molecular function: transmembrane transporter activity.
AUGAGCUUGAAUGAAGUGGGAGACGGUGAAGCAGGUGAGACUGAGGGCCUGCUUCCAAACUAUCUCGGUGAUGACCCACGGCCAACAAGUAAGCGAGAGCUUGCGGGCUGGUAUUGUUAUGGCUGGGCAGCCGAGGUCUUCCCUGUCUGUGCUAUGGGCUCAUUUCUUCCGAUUACACUGGAACAGCUGGCGCGGGACCGCGGCGUUCUCCUAUCCGACAAGACUACCCCCUGUACGCCGACAUGGAAGCCAUCGAAGGACCACCCUGAUGGAUAUCAUAUCCAAGGCUCUGAUGCUGGCCAGUGUAUCGUCUACUUCCUUGGUGCCGAGAUCAACACGGCAAGCUUUGCCUUAUAUACCUUUUCCCUCAGCGUCCUGGUCCAAGCGAUUCUCAUCAUAUCCAUGUCUGGCGCCGCUGACCACGGAAGCUAUCGAAAGAAGUUGCUAAUCACGUUUGCGUUUAUCGGCGCCACUGCAACGAUGUUACUCCUCGCGGUAGUCCCUUCAGUCUAUCUUCUCGGAGGACUCCUGGCCAUCGUUGCGAAUACCUGCUUUGGUGCGUCCUUUGUCCUUCUCAACUCGUUCUUACCAGUCCUUGUUCGCCACCAUCCGUUGGUCUUGGAGAAAAGCCUGGAUGUCCAAGAAGCAUUGGAUGCUGCUAGCCCAUCUAGAGAGAAUGGUGAUACAUUCGAAAAUGGAACUCUGCCUCGACCUGACGCCUCCACCCCACUCCUUACCUCUGGCUUAGCGGAAGCCGAGAGUCGAUUGGAUAUCAUGACCUCAGUGGAGCUCCGCGUGUCUACCAAGAUUUCCUCCUACGGAAUAGGAAUAGGCUAUAUCGGCGCUGUGAUUCUGCAGAUGAUGGCUAUUCUUGUUGUGGUGAUCUUUCACCAAACCACGUUUUCCCUACGUCUGGCACUGUUCCUAAUCGGGCUGUGGUGGUUUGUCUUCACCAUUCCGGCAACAUUCUGGCUUCGCGCCCGCCCAGGUCCGCCACUUCUAGCGAGCGAUGGCAAGCCUUUGGACUCAUGGGCAGCAUAUCUGACCUACUCGUGGAAGUCCCUUGCCAAAACAGCUAUGCGCGCACGACGCCUGACGGACAUUCUAAUCUUUCUGGUAGCAUGGUUCCUGCUCAGCGACGGCAUUGCCACCGUUAGUGGUACGGCGGUGCUGUUUGCCAAAACCGAGCUUGACAUGAAACCCGCUGCACUCGGACUGAUCAAUGUGAUUGUCAUGGUUGCCGGGGUGUUUGGCGCCUUCUCAUGGAGCUACGUGUCGGGCGUGCUCGGCCUUCGGACGUCGCAGACCAUCAUUGCAUGCAUCAUUCUGUUUGAGAUCAUUCCGAUCUAUGGGAUUCUCGGCUUUAUUCCUUCUGUGCAGCGAAUGGGAUUUGGCCUUCAACAGCCCUGGGAGAUGUUCCCGCUGGGCGCGGUGUAUGGAUUGGUGAUUGGUGGCCUCUCCUCGUACUGUCGAAGCUUCUUCGCCGAGCUCAUCCCGCCGGGCUACGAGGCAGCUUUCUACGCUUUGUACGCGAUCACCGAUAAGGGAUCAAGCAUCUUUGGACCGGCCAUUGUCGGAGCAAUUACCGACCGCUACGGCCAGAUUCGACCAGCCUUUGUCUUCCUGGCCAUUCUCAUCUUCCUCCCACUGCCAUUGAUGCUGCUGGUCGAUGUGGAUCGUGGCAAGCGGGAUGCGCUCGAGCUCGGUGCCGAACUGGACCGCCUAUCUGAAACAGCGGGAUACGGGGCCCUCUCCGCUGACGCGGAGGAGUCGUCCGACGUAGCGGGGCCUGUGGUGCAUGCGGUGCCUGGAUUGUAG